AUGUUUGGCGAUUCAGUUGACCUGUCUGCAGCGAUAACCGAGUACGGACGUGGUGAAACGAGGAAAAUGGACUUCAUUUUAAACAAAAUAACAAUGUCUACGGAUUAUAAUGCCUCUGCCAAAGAGUUUUUUGUGGGUUGUUCCAAUUUCAAUGGCCAAUUUCCAGAGAACCUUGCGUACAGUUUGUUCGACCUUUUUCUGAUAUCCAAGCCCUGGCAUUCAUUUGUAUCUGACAUUGCUGAAAAUUGCCUUCUGCUACUAGUAAAUAUUGCUACUCAGUACGAACAGCUUGCCCAGCAACUUUUGUCCAACUUUUGCGCUACCCUUUUUUCUUCUUCCCUUUACUCAUCUUCCAGCGCCGAUGCAGAUACCUCCGAAAUCGUAUUCAAGGCGUUGCGUGAGUUUCUUAACUCCUUACCUCACUUCGAAAGCCAAUUCAUUGGAUGUUUAGAACGAACACUUCCUAGUUGGGGCCGCCCCACACCCCAGCUUUUCACAGCUUUGGCAAAUGCUCUAAGAUUGUGCUAUGAAACCCCACAGCUCCUUUCGCCUUCUUCAAUACAGCAGCUUCUGUGUUUUUGUUUCACACUCCUAAUUGAUAUUGAAGUCAAUAUCGAACCGACGAUCACUUCUUCCGCAGAAUGUCCCCUCUCUAAACUGAGCUUGCCAUUUGAUGUCGACCACUUUACUAAAAACAAACAGCUGAUUUUUGAAACUCUGUCAGACAAAUCUCCCCCAGCGACUCCUCUCUUUUGGCUUUCGGUUAUGAGUCUUUCACUCAUUUUCCCAGGUGGAAACAGUGAAUUAGUUGAUCAAUCCGCGAAAAAACGCAGAUGGGCCUUUAUGUGCGCUGUUUUCAGGGAUAUGCGCACACGCUUCUUUCACCGUGUUCUUCCUGUGCAAUCAGCUUUUGCGGCCUACCCAUUGCUUUUAAUAUAUAUGUGUAGUCUUCGACCGGGCUUAGUGGUCAAUUUUUUAGAAAGUUUAUGGAAAUUUGUAAAGGAUACACGACAACCUAAUGAGGUGCGUGUUCGGUGUCUGAAUUACCUGGCAGACUACUUAGCACGGUCUAACCACGUUUCAAAUGAAAUUAUUGUUGAGCAACUUCACGACAUGGCUGCCUGGUGUGUUGAGUACACAUACUUCCGUAGAAACCGUCUCUCCUCCCAAUUUAAGAAAAUGUUUGCGGAGCACACGCUAUUUUACAUCAUCUUUGAAUCUAUUGUUUUUGUCCUCACCUACCGGCAAAUAGAAAUUAUCGGAACCCCAAAGUACAGACAUUCCUGUACUUUUCUACCUCUUGGGCAACUAAUAAAUUGCCCAUUUAAGCCUCUUGACAGGUUGACUUCAGGACUAAGGUCACAUUUCCUGGCUGUUUCCUUUGCUUACAAGAUGAACUGGACCUCAAGCUUGGUGCCUGAAAUCCCCUCUGAGUUGGACCCCUGCCCGAUGCCUUCAUUUACAUGCCCUUUCUCGGAGGCGGCUGCUACUUUUCCCAUUACAAGUCAUCUCAGUCUUUUGCGGGAUUUUGUACAAUCGAAACGAACAAGAAAACGACCCCUUGAAAACGACGCAGCGUCGAGCUCAAAUGGGGCACUCGAAUACCCAUCUGUGACAAAUAAGAGGAUAAAUUCAAGGACCUUCAAACCUAGGCAUUUCAAUUUCAAUGCCCUGGCUGAUAUCACAUAA
Messenger RNA from Mesocestoides corti, 1689 nucleotides. The record is from the annotation of a GenBank genome assembly. NCBI's taxonomy places the organism in Eukaryota, Metazoa, Platyhelminthes, Cestoda, Cyclophyllidea, Mesocestoididae.